Molecule: messenger RNA, 2400 nt
Organism: Strongyloides ratti
Lineage: Eukaryota; Metazoa; Nematoda; Chromadorea; Rhabditida; Strongyloididae
Product: Exocyst complex component 2
Exons: 5
Coding region: 1-2400 (799 amino acids)
Biological process (GO): exocytosis; Golgi to plasma membrane transport
Cellular component (GO): exocyst
Source: RefSeq, a predicted model, not a curated record
AUGAGCGAAGAAAUUGGUCCAUUACAGGAAAGUGCUGUAUGGGUAGAUGAAAGUAGAACAGUUCCAGGAAGAAAUGUAGUUCGAGCAGUUCAAGAUGAUGGUGAAAAUUUAGAUGUAAUGGGGUUUCCUAUUAAUGAAAAAAAAUAUUUUGACAAUGCUUAUCUUUUAAAAAAAUUUCCUAAUUGUUCAGAUCUUAAUUCUCUUCGAAAAGGAGUAUUAUACAUGAAAAAAAAAGUUAAAGGUGAAGAAGAAAAAUUAAAAGAUCGUCAUAAAGCUAAUUUGUAUUCAUUGGUGAGUUGUGUCGAUGCUUUAUAUGCUUUACAUACACGUCUCAAAACAGAAAAAAAUACUAGAGGAUGGCCAUUAACUGCAAAUUUAGAAGAUAAGAUGAUUGAAGCUAAAACAACUGCAGAUAAAUUAUUUCUUGAUGUUCUUGCUCGUAAAGAAAUCACCGAUUCAACAAGAAGUGUUUUAAGUGUUCUUACUAGAUUUCGAAGUAUUUUUUAUCUUCCAUCAAGAAUUGAUGAAAAUAUAAAAAAAGGAGAUUAUUUUACAAUUUUAAAUGAUUAUGCAAGAGCUAAAGCUCUAUACAAAGAUACAAAUGUAACAUUAUUUAAAGAAGUUAUGGAUGUUGUUGAAAAAAAAAUGAAAAUAUUUAAGAAUAGUUUGAAACGUAAAUUGAUGGAUGAUAAACCAGCUUCAUUUGAAGAACAAAGUAAAUUAAUUAAAUGUCUUAAAAUUCUUGAUCCAGAAAGUGAUCCUGAAUGGGAUGCUAUUGCUUCAUAUCAUGUCUAUUUAGAAGAUACCUUAUUUGAAAUUCAAGAUAAAUACUAUCAAUUAUCAAUUGAAAAAAGUAGUGAUGAACGUAUUUAUUUAGAAAAACCUAUUGUUGAUGGUAUACGUCAAGAAUUUUGUGUAGAAUUAAUGAAUGUUAUGAAUGAAAAACUUUUAAUGUUUUGGAAACUUGCACAAAAUUAUGUAUCACUUGAUGAAAGUCAUUAUGAUGAAAAACAACCAGAUAUUAAUCUUAUGAUUACAAAUACAGUAAAUUGUGCAUCAUGGCUUUUAUAUAAUGCAUUGAUUCCACAAGCUAUGCCUGAAAAUAUUCUUGAAAAAUGUGGUAAUCAAUUUGUAAAUUGGGAGGUAUAUCCUGAAAAAGUUGAUACACAAAUUGAAUUAAAACAAUUACUUUCUUCUAUACAAACUAUACGUAAUUGUAUAAAAAAUUUAUUUGAAGCACAAUUUAUGAAAAGUCAAAUGGAAACUCUUAUGGGACUUUGUACAACUAUUAGAAUUACUUGUAUUAAUCAUUUAGUUAAACUUACUAAUUCAAAAAUUAUUGAUUUAUAUACUAAAGAAUCAUGGAAAACAGAUAUUGUUAUUGGUUUAGAAAAUUUAACAAAAACAUCUUUACCUGAUUUAUAUGAAAAUGAAAUUUAUGAUACAUUAUCAACAUUAAAACAAUUGAUAAGUCAUGAUAAUUAUCCGGGUGAAAUUGAUUUAACUACGGAUGAAAAAUUACGGCAAGUAUUGCUUGAUUUACUUCUUCAAAACGUUAUUUCAAUAAAAGAAUGUUUUGAGAUAGCUUUAGAUUUACAACAAUCUAAUGGAGAUUUAAAACGUCCAAACAAAUUGCGAGUUUCAGAUAGUAAUAAUCUAAGAAAUGGAAGUAUAAAUUCUAUUCAAUCUUCUACAGAUGAUACAUCUAAUUUAAUGAAAAAAAUGUCAUUAGAUAAUGAUGAUCGAGAAUCUACUGAUACUUUUAAUCAAUCAGGAACAUCAAUAUCUUAUACCACUCCAGAAUACAUUAUAAUGCAAUCUAUUACAGCUAUAUGUAAACGAUAUCGUGAUAAUGGGGUAAAACAUGUAGAUUACAUAUCUGAAAAAGCUAAACAAAAAUUAAAUAGUUUUAGACAAUCUUUAUUAAAAUUAUAUUUGAAUUUAAAAACUAGUAGUUUUUAUGCACUUUUUGAUUUUACAUGUUAUGAGGAAGAAUUAGAAGAAGAUGAUAUAUCUGAAUAUAUAAAAGAAAUAAUUCUUGGAAUGGUUUUUGUAAAAGCUGAUUUAUUACUUUUAGCUCCUCAAAUAAUAAAUGUUAUAAUGAGUGCAGCAAUUUCUAAUACAUUAGAAAAACUUAUUUCUAAAAUUCCACCAGGAGAUCAAUUAAAAGAUUUUGCUGCCUCUCAAUAUGUUGUUGAUUUAACAGCUAUUGAAGAAGCUUUUCAACAAUAUCUAACAUUAGAGAUAACUUCUAAAUUAAAUUCUAUUAGAGCUGAAUUAGUUAACAAAGUAGAUCAAGAUAAAUUCCAAUAUUGUUUAAAAAAAUUUAGAAGUGGUAUGGCUAUGGCUAUUACGAGUCUUCAAGUUACAGGAAAAGAAGAUGAAGAAACAUCAAUAUAA